UUAUAGUUUAGUGUUCGAAUUUGUUCCUGCAACAUUAGCUCAGCUUAAAACAGAGUAUUUCCAAAAUAUAAAUGUGCUCGAUAUAAAGCUUUGUAUGUGGCAAUUAUUCGCGGUAUUGGAUCUUCUUAAAAAGCUAAACAUAAUUCAUCGGGAUAUUAUUAAGCCAACAAAUUUAUUAGUCAAUCCAAUUACAGGACGUCUUACAAUUGCCGAUUUUGGAUCAGCUAUCUGUUUGGCUCGUUAUAUUAAUCGAUACCGACGAAAUUAUACUGGAAACAGAUUCUAUCGCCCUCCAGAGCUUAUCUUGGGAGCUGCACGCUACGACUGUUUGUUAGAAUUUCUGCCUACCAAUGUCGCACCAAUACAAAUUGAAGAUGACGAUGCUAGUGAAGAAUUAAAUGCAAUUUUGGCCAAAGCUCGUUUACUAAAAAAUUCUGAAAAAAUGGUUAAAAAAGAGCUUUUUCUGAGGAUGUUCAAAUUUACGACGCAAUAAAUGGAUAAUUUUCUUUUGUUUACCGAGCAACAAUUAAUAAAAUUUUGUAAGACGGUAAAGAUGAAGCCUUCACAACUGGUCCCAAUAAAACGAACAAAUAUUCUAAAAGUUAGAUAUUUUCGCGAGUUGCACAUUCUUCGCUGAUUGU
Molecule: messenger RNA, 641 nt
Organism: Meloidogyne enterolobii
Lineage: Eukaryota; Metazoa; Nematoda; Chromadorea; Rhabditida; Meloidogynidae
Source: the annotation of a GenBank genome assembly